GUCCCCAGCGCCCGCUCCGGCGGUGCCCGCGGCGUCCCCAGCGCCCGCUCCGGGGUUUCAGGGCGGUCAGCAGCACCCAGGGGCUGAUGGCUUCUGGCAACAACCUCUUCUUGCACCCUGGUGGUUCAUAACCUUGGGAGUUUCCUGGGUGAGAUCUGAAAUUGGCCCCUGGACAUGGGGGGCAAGGACAGACUGAAGAAAGAGGCAGGGCCUCCAGAUCGAUGUUCCAGCAAAAUCCUCAGGGUGUCCUGCAGCAGAGGCCAGCUGUUGAGUCAGGAGAACACUGGGUACCAGGAAAAUUGGGCUCAAAUCCUCAUCUGCCUCUUUCUAAUUGAAAGACAUCAGGCAAGAUGGCGGAGUAGGAGACCUGGAUUUCGUCUCCUCUCAGGAAUUCAGCUGGAUAGGGAUCAAACCAUUCUGAACACCUACAAACUCAAAAGGAGAUCGAAGAAAAGAAUAGCAACAACUCUCUGAACAGAAAAGCGACCACUUUCUGGAAGGAGGAGCGGCGCGGGAGCACACCGCAGGGAUCUGCUGGGUUUGGAGACUCCACCCGGGGUCGGGUGCCAGAGAUAGAAAUGCUUGGUCACAGGGCGGGUGAGCAUGGAGUGCGGCUGGAGACCGGGGAGAUGGGAGGGACUGAUGGCUUUUCUCUGGGGGCUCACGGAGGAGCAGGCCCUGAGUUCUUGGCUCCUCCGAGGCGGAGAUUGGGAGGCCGCCAUUUUCACUCUCCUCCCCCAAAGCUGUACGGAAAACUUGCAGGGAACAAAAGCUAAGAGAGCAAACCCGAGCAGAUUACUUAGCCGGGAGGGGGCAAGGGCGGGGCAAUUCCACCUCUGGCAAAGACAUUUGGAAAGCACGGCAACAGGCCCCUCCCCAGAAGAUCAGCGAGAACAGCCAGCCAAGACCAAGUUUACCGAUCAAUGAGAACGGCAGAACUCCAGCGCUAGGGGAAUACUGCACAUAGAAUCCAUCGCUUUUUUCCCAUGAUUCUUUAGUCUUUCAAAGUUAAUUAAAAAAAAUUUUUUUUUUGAAUUUUUCUUUUUCCCUUUUUCAACCAACAUCUUAUCAAUCCCUUUUUUAAAAAACAUUUUUAUUUUUCAUUUUUAGAGUCAUAUUCUAUCCCUUCAUAGUAGUUACCCGUAUUUUUGGCACAUAUAUAUAAGUUGUUCUCUCUUUGAAAUCUUGAGAUAGUUUCUUCUAACAGAUCAAAAUAUACCCUAAAUCUCUAGUGUAUGUUUUUUUCUACUCCCCUGCCUCAUCACAUUCUCUCCCUUAUUUUUUCUUUUUUUUUAAAUCCUCUUCUUUCUUUUUUCAAACAACUUCUUAUCAAUUCCUUUUAUAAAAUUUUUUUAUACUUUUCAUCUUUACAGUCAUAUUCCAUCCCUUAAUCAUAUAAACCCUUAUUUUUGUACAUACAUAAGUUUUACUUUCUUUAAAAUUUUGGGAGGCACUUUCUUCUAACAGACCAAAAUACACCCCAAAUCUAGUGUGUGGCACUGAUCUAUAUACCAGCCUGAUCAUAUUUGAUCACAUUCUGUUUUUUUUUUUUCAUUUUGUUCUGUUUUGCUUUGUUUUUAUCUUUAUCUUUAUCUUUUUCUCUCUUUUUUUUCUUUUUCUAUUUUCUCUCUUUCCCUUUCUUUUCCCACAGCUUCAUGUCUUUUCUGAUUUCUUUAGAGUAUAUUUUCUGGGGACAUUGUUACCCUGUUAGCAUUUUGUUCUCUCAUUCAUCUAUUCUCCUCUGGACAAAAUGACAAGAUGGAAAAAAUCACCUCAACAAAAAGAACAAGAGGUAGUACGAACUGCCAGGGACCUACUCAAUAUGGACAUUAGUAUGAUAUCGGAUCUAGAGUUCAGAAUCAUCACUUUAAAGAUAAUAGCUGGGCUUGAAAAAAGCAUGGAAGUUAUUAGAGAAACCCUUUCUGGAGAAAUACAAGAACUAAAAUCUAACCAAGUCAAAUCAAAAAGGCUAUUAAUGAGGUGCAAUAAAAAAUGGGGGCUCUAAGUGCUAGGAUAAAUGAGGCCGAAGAGAGAAUCAGUGAGAUAGAAGACCAAAUGAUGGAAAAUAAAGAAGCUGAGAUAAAGAGAGAUAAACAACUACUGGAUCAUGAGGGCAGAAUUCGAGAGAUAAGCGAUACCAUAAAAAGAAACAACAUUAGAAUAAUUGGGAUCCCAGGAGAAGGAGAGAGAGGGGCAGAAGGUAUAAUGGAGCAAAUUAUAGCAGAGAACUUCCCUACUUUGGGGAAGGAAACAGGCAUCAAAAUCCAGGAAGCACAGAGAACCCCUCUCAAAAUCAAUAAAAAUAGGUCAACACCCUGACAUCUAAUAGUAAAAUUUACGAGUCUCAUAGAUAAAGAGAAAAUCCUGAAAGCAGCUCGGGAGAAGAGAUAUGUAACCUACAAUGGUAGAAACAUUAGAUUGGCAACAGACCUAUCCACAGAGACCUGGCAGGCCAGAAAGGACUGGCAGGAUAUAUUCAGAGCACUAAACGAGAAAACUAUGCAGCCAAGAAUACUAUAUCCAGCUCGGCUGUCAUUGAAAAUAGAAGGAGAGAUAAAAAGCUUCCAGGACAAACAAAAACUAAAGGAAUUUGAAAACACAAAACCAGCCCUACAGGAAAUCUUGAAAGGGGUCCUCUAAGCAAAGAAAGAGCCUAAAAGCAACAUAGAUCAGAGAGGAAAACAGACAGUAUACAGUAAAAGUCACCUUACAGGCAAUACAAUGGCACUAAAUUCCUAUCUUUCAAUAGUUACCCUGAAUGUAAAUGGGCUAAAGGCCCCAAUCAAAAGACACAGGCUAUCAGACUGGAUUAAAAAACAAUACCCAUCGAUAUGCUGUCUGCAAGAGACUCAUUUUAGACCAAAGACACCCCCAGAUGGAAAGGGAGGGGGUGGAAAACCAUUUACCAUGGUAAUGGACACCAAAAAAAAAGCUGGGGGGGCAAUCCUUAUAGCAGACAAAUUAGA
Messenger RNA from Mirounga angustirostris (Northern elephant seal), 2966 nucleotides. Its product is annotated as olfactory receptor 3A10. The record is from RefSeq and is a predicted model, not a curated record. Gene Ontology annotation, biological process: G protein-coupled receptor signaling pathway. The transcript is spliced from 5 exons. Gene Ontology annotation, cellular component: membrane. The coding region runs from base 175 to 474 and encodes 99 amino acids. Lineage: Eukaryota; Metazoa; Chordata; Mammalia; Carnivora; Phocidae. Gene Ontology annotation, molecular function: olfactory receptor activity; odorant binding; G protein-coupled receptor activity.